CCGGUGUUGGAUAUGUUGCCUCGACCUGGAGCCGGUGGGCCUCUUCCUACCAUCAGCGUUACGCCGCAUUCACCUGCCAACAAGACAUAUCCGGUGCUAGAGGACAGCUUGCAACAAGUUCGAGAACUCCACGAGAGUGUACAGCAUAUGCGCAAUGUCUCCGUACAAAGUAAACAUGCUUACGGUCCGAAUUCCAGAGACUUUGCUGCAUUUGCGCUCAAUCCAUUUCUGGCUCAAGUUGCUCGACUAAGUGCAAGUUGUCCUGCUCUAAACGAAGCCAUUCCGGAUGUUGAUAUAAUCGGCGGCUCGCUGGGAUCUUCUCCUUUACAUCAACCACCGAGUAGGAAGGGAAGCGGCGCUCAAGAUUGGCUAUGUCAACCUGAACCUCAGAGAAGACGAUCAUGGACAGCACUGGAAGACCUGACUGGGAACAAAGACAAAGUCAAGCAAACUCGCCAAAGAAGUAUAUCUUUGAGCAGUAUGGAGUCAGAGGCCGACGAAUCAUCUUUAAUAGACAACGUAGAUGGCAGUACAGUUAGAUUAUUAGGCCCUGAAGCUCCCGUUGUUAUCAGACAUCGUGGAUCGAGAAGUACAAAUGGAGGAGCCAGUACUCAUUCUCUUAAUGAAGCGGAUCUUCAGAACGAUUUUAAUAAGCUCAAAGCAAAGCGUGAAGCUGAACAGCGCCUGCUACCAGCCAGACUUCCAUUACAAAAAUCCAUUUCCACACCAUCUAUCCAUAGCAGUUCGUGAUCUAGCACCAGAGCCUACUUUAGCUGGAGCUCAACCUACGUUACCUAUGGGCCGACCCAGCGGGACUGAGAGCGAGACGGAAGAAGAAGUUAGCCGAUCAGGA
Messenger RNA from Diabrotica balteata, 853 nucleotides. NCBI's taxonomy places the organism in Eukaryota, Metazoa, Arthropoda, Insecta, Coleoptera, Chrysomelidae. The record is from the annotation of a GenBank genome assembly.